Dermatophagoides farinae (American house dust mite) is the source of this 1172-nucleotide messenger RNA. It is a transcript of the gene PolG2, whose product is annotated as DNA polymerase subunit gamma-2, mitochondrial. The record is from RefSeq and is a predicted model, not a curated record. Lineage: Eukaryota; Metazoa; Arthropoda; Arachnida; Sarcoptiformes; Pyroglyphidae.
CCUGUGUUUCAGAUUCGAUCGAACGAAUUUGAAAUUGGAUUGUUGAGAAGUGUCUUGUUUGUUUGAAAAAGAGUCUUGUUCAGAAGAAAUGUCUUUGUUUGCCAAUUUUCUCAACUCAUGGCCUGCAUAUUGCAAACAUCAAGUGAUUAAUAAUAUCGUCAAAGAAUGGAAAAAAUUUGCAUCGAAAAUUUUGCCAACAAAAAUAUUCAUUGCCAGUUUGCCGAUAACCGAUUCGAAUGCAGAUGACGUAUUGAUCAAAAGUGCGUUGGAUUUCUAUGACAAAAAUUUGAGCCAAUGGAUCAGUCAAAAGUCGUCGUUUGGUAUCAUUUAUCAGUAUCCGUGCAGAUUCCAGAAUGAUCAUGAAGAUUCAAAAUUUAAAUUCUUACACGAAUCACAUAUCAAUCAACAUGUUUCAUUGGUUUUGUUUUGUCCAAAAUCCGAGACACUCAAGCUACAACAGAUGCUCACGCGAACACGUUUUCACUGGUAUCGAAAGCUAUCUAAAUCACCGAUGAAAUCGGGAUUUCAGACCAAUUUGAAUGGAAACGAAAAUCUUUUUCAGAUCGGUUAUCAACCAAAACGGCCGAUUUUUGAUGAAUCCAUCACAUUGGACACGAUACGAUUGAAUUGUGGUGAACAAAAUUCUUUACAAGAUGUGGAUAUUAUUUCCUGUAAUAGUAAUCUUCACAAUUGUUUAUUGGCAUUUCUUGAUGACUGUUUUACACGAAAUGACGAGGAAAAAAUUGUUAUGAAACUCAACCCACAAUUGGUGCCGUUCAAGUUGGCCAUAAACAUUGAUUCGGACGGCUGUAAAGCGAUUGGCCACCGGAAACUGUUGGAGGUAGCCGAACAUCUUAUCGGAUUGUUGGAGGAAUAUCCAGAUAUAUCGAUAUUUCCAUUCACGCCGGAUAAUCCAAUCACCAUUGACCAGUGUGAUCGAUUAGCAGUAAAGUAUUGCAUAAUAUUGACAGAAGAAACGCUGCGCACUGGAAUUAUUCAUCUACGAAAUCGUGAUACAACCAUUUCGGAACAAAUACACAUUUCAAAUUUAUUGAAAACAAUUUUAUUUUAUUUACAACCAGAAAAAUUGAUUACAUAUGUGGACAAGUAAAUUGUACAGAGCCAUUUGCCUGUAAAAAAAAGAUUAAAGAAAGAGAAAAAUAUUGUUCGAA